This is a messenger RNA of Papilio polytes (common Mormon), 3862 nucleotides long. It is a transcript of the gene sr, whose product is annotated as early growth response protein 2. The coding region runs from base 94 to 1257 and encodes 387 amino acids. Gene Ontology annotation, molecular function: DNA-binding transcription factor activity, RNA polymerase II-specific; RNA polymerase II cis-regulatory region sequence-specific DNA binding. Gene Ontology annotation, biological process: regulation of transcription by RNA polymerase II. The record is from RefSeq and is a predicted model, not a curated record. The transcript is spliced from 2 exons. NCBI's taxonomy places the organism in Eukaryota, Metazoa, Arthropoda, Insecta, Lepidoptera, Papilionidae.
GUCGCGCCGGCCGCACGUUCGGCUGUUUUCACACUGGCGCUGUUCGUGAUACCGCUUGGCCCGUGGGCCGAGGAGCAGGUGGUGCCGGACGGCAUGGGCACGGACGCGGAGCCGCCGGCCGGGCCGCACCUGCUGUCGCUGGCCGACAUGGGCGCCCUCGGCUUCGACUGCGCGCUCAAGCCAGCGCCCGCGCUGCCCGGCGGCAUCGGCGGCGCGCCCGCAGACCUCAACACGCCCGUCUCCACCUCCGACCUGCCGGCCUUCUUCCCUAACCUGCUGGAGCCGCCCCCCAUAUCAGGGUCUCUAGCUGGCGACGAACUGUCGCUGGGGUGUUCCCCGCGGCGCCACAAGCACGAGGCAUCGUUAUCCCCGGGCGCGCGCGCUGAGGACGCCAGUAACGCAUCUAGUGCUAGCGCCAGCGCCUCACUGUACGGCCCCCCGACCGCCAAGCGUGCGCCCUCGCCGCCGCUGCAAUGGCUGCUGCCACCCGGCCCCGGACCCGGCCUCGACAAGUACUUCCAGCACGAGUACGAGGAGCGCGUCGACCUGAUGCCGCCGGAGUGCCAGCCACCGUACUGCCCGCCCCAGCCCUGUGCGCCGCAGCACUGCGAAUACCGUCCGCCGCCCCCGCAUCACGCCCAGCACCCGCCGCAUCAGCCACACGCGUCUCACCAGCCGCACCCGCCGCACCCGGUUCAGCAGCACUGGGAGGCGCAGGAGUACUCCGCGCCGCCGCAACCCGCGCCCGGCCCAUCCGGCGUGCCCAAACGCGAGCCCUACCCAAGUCCUGCGGGCGACCGGCCAGUGCAGCUCGCCGAAUACAACCCUUCCACGAGCAAGGGCCACGAGAUCCUCUCUCAGGUGUACCAGCAGAGCGCGCAGCCUCUGCGGCUCGUCGCCGUCAAACCGCGCAAGUACCCUAACAGGCCGAGUAAGACGCCCGUGCACGAGCGCCCAUACGCCUGCCCUGUAGACGGCUGCGACCGCCGCUUUUCGCGUUCCGACGAGCUCACGCGCCAUAUACGCAUCCAUACGGGCCAGAAGCCUUUCCAAUGUCGCAUCUGCAUGCGCUCCUUCAGCCGCUCCGACCACCUCACGACGCACGUGCGGACGCACACCGGUGAGAAGCCGUUCGCGUGCGACGUUUGCGGUCGUAAGUUUGCACGGUCCGAUGAGAAGAAACGGCACGCUAAGGUGCACCUCAAGCAGCGGCUGAAGCGCGAGCGCGGCUCAGCGCCGCCGCACGAGCCUCUUUAGCGCACGCGCCGCUCCGCGCCCCGCGCUCCGCCGACACAUUCCACUCGCGCCGCGCCAUCUCCCAGCGGCAACGGCACACGUUGAAGUUAUCAAAUAAUUUCAUCGCUUAGGUGUAAGCACGGUCUUAAAUGAAGCUUUAUUAAGUCUACAUUUGUAAAUUCACUGAAAUUUAUAUGUAGGUAUAUAACUUUUAUACACAUUUGUUAUUAAUAUGUUGGAUGUGGUCGAUCCGAAGUAUUCGUUUGACAUCAGAUUUUAUCGAUCUGGACCGGGAACAAGUGUAGACUGGAAGCGGUGCGGCCUAAAACUAUGUUGUGAUUAAACGCAUCGGAAGUAUUGUAUAGGAUGGUCGCCACGGAUCCUCUGCGCAGCAUCCUCACAUAUCUAGAUUGAGCGGCGCGCGCCUGACGUAGUACGAAACGUGUUUUAUAAACUAAUUUGUUUAAAUUCGAAGUGAGUGUGACAUGAACUGAGCCUUCACAUGAAUAGUAGAAAUGUGAAGGGCAAGUCGUCCGGGUUGGUAAACUUCAGCCGCGAGUCGACACCCGGUCGGCAAGCUUUGUUUAACUUUGUUAACUAUUUAAGUAUUGUAUUAAAUAUUUAUUAAUCUUAUAUACUUGACUAAACUAACGUGAAAUUGUGCCAUUCGUUUAACUUUAUUCCGCGUGCCACGGCAGUUUGAAUGAUACUAAAUGUAACACGACUGCUAUGUAAGUGAUAGGUGUAAUGUUAUACCUGGUGUAAAUGUAACGCUACUUGUUUUAUUUUAUAAUAUUUCUAGUCGAAGAUGUGAACGAGCGAAUGUCGACUAUUGUUUUUCUUCAUAUACUUUAUUUUAUUGUUUUAUUUUUACAUUUUAUAUUAAUUUUCGACAGUCACUGUCAACCUUUAUUCUUGCUCAAUUGAUUUGUUUUAACAAAAUUUGCUCAAAUCUCUCUUACACAAACAUUAUUGCACUAACGCCUGUUUUAGUAUAAAGCCUUCUUCUCUAUUUUCUUCGUUUCAACAUAUUAAUUGUCUUGUUUCCUCCCAGUGGCAUACAGUGCUUGUAUCGUCGUGCGUUUAGACUAAUCUAGCAAAAGUAAUUAACAUGUAGGUUUAAAAUUAUGAUCUCUUAAUCUUUAUUAAUAAUUUGCAAGUAUGGUCCUCGGAGAGAUGGGCUUUUUAUUUAUAAUACUCAUAAGUUCGUGUACAUGUAAUUACUUGUAAGUAUAAUUUUGUAUUCAUAUUACAGUUACUGUGAUUAAGUUACGACUUUUCAAGUCACCGUCGCAUGUUGCUCGGUGUGUACGUACAUCGAACUGUUGUUACAGAAUGUUCACGAUCAAAUCUUUCUAAGAUUGUUUAUUAGUACAAAAUUAAGCACAAAUAGCCUAACAUGUAAUGAUGAAACGUUUAAUAUUUAUAAAAUCGUCUUCAAUAAGUUAGGUGCAUUAUCAGUUGGAAAUUUAUAUUUGUUAUAUAUUUAAUUAUGCGUUGCAUUGUUAUGUAAAUCGUUUAAACAUAUGUAAUUUAAGAACAAUCAAGCGUUCCACCAGAAAAAGUGUUGUCAUUGUUUCAACACAUAUAUAUAUACUGACAGGGUGGUAUUUCGAAUGGCGGUGGUCUUUAUGAAUUUAGAAAUUCGACAAUAAUAUUUCUGACCCUCGCGCCAAAAUUCAAAAUAGUAAAAGAAAUCUGAAACUAAAGCGAUAUAAACUGACAUGAAUUUGGUUCUUUUCCGCCAAAUGGUUUAGCAGAAAAACUCACUUGGCAAACAUGCAGUUUUCGCUUUAGUUCCGUUCGCUUUCGCGACAAGCGUACAAGAUAAUGCCAUUGAUGUAUAAUCUAUUAAAAAUCAAACCGCUUUUUCUUAAAUUGCAAGAGAAAAUCACAAAACACUGUCCACGUGUGUAUUAAGUUCGCUUUAUAAUUGACAAAUAUUACAUAUCGCCGUCUAAAUUGUUUUUUAAAAACCAUUAUUGUACAACCACAGAUCCAGUUAAAUUAUUAUAAAUUUUAUAGAUACAUUUCACACCAUCCACGAUGCCAGAGCUCGUCAAUUAGAAUAAGCGCCAAACGAUAAACACAUGCGUACAACAAAAUAUUUGAUAAAAACGUUAUACGAAAUAUAAUGUACGCAUUUACAAUGUUUUUACUAUAUUAAAGGAGACAAAGUCUCUGUUAGACAAUGCUAGCGUAGAUAGAUAUAUAUAAUUAUUGCAUGAUAGACAAACGAGUGACGAUGGAAACUGAGAAGACUAAAUUCUUGAACUAUUUACGUAGUGUUGCAUCUCGUUGUUGGUAUACGGCAAGGCAACUGCGAUGUUCACGUCGGUGCCGAGCCCUAUUUGUGAUCGGUCUGUGGCGGUGCUACGCAUUAUUACUGUUUACGUUCACGUUGAUGUUCUAGUUCUUAGUCGAUUUUCAAAGUGAAACAAAACUAUUUCAAGGUGUUCACACUAUAGUCAGUAACUACGAUUUUCAUUAUGAGAGCUGUUUAAACGAGUGCGUAUGUCGCAGUCGCCAGUGCUGCACUCUACUGGAUGUUUGAAGAGGUGUUGUUGAUGUUUUAAACAUAUUGUAAUUAGUUUUUAAUAGAAUUUAAGUAUAUUGUUAAAUCUCA